AGCCUCUCCGGCGGGCCCUGCUCAUUGGAGCGGCUGCCCUUCCAGUACGAGCACAUUGUUCCCCGCCCCCGCCCCGGUCAGCGCCACCGCCGUCGCCGCGGCCUCCACCCGGCUAUAAAAACCAGCCGAACCCCCCGAAAGGUGCGGAUGCAUAUUAUAGAUCCACAGGACACCAACGCCCCGAGCCGAGCCAGGCUCUCCUCUGCGAGCGCCUAGGAAUCGAAUUCACACUCUGAAGACCGAGGAAGGUACCUUGCCAACACUGUGACAAUCCUCCGGGGGGCGGGUGGGCCAUGGACUCGGACGCCAGCCUGGUGUCCAGUCGCCCGUCGUCGCCAGAGCCCGAUGACCUUUUCCUGCCAGCCCGGGGCAAGGGCAGCAGCGGCAGCGCCUUCACGGGAGGCACCGUGUCCUCGUCCACACCGAGCGACUGUCCUCCGGAGCUGAGCGCGGAGCUGCGCGGAGCCAUGGGCUCUGCGGGCGCGCAUGCCGGGGACAAGCUGGGCGGCGGCGGCUUCAAGUCAUCCUCGUCCAGCACCACGUCCUCCACGUCGUCGGCGGCGGCCACGUCGUCCACCAAGAAAGACAAGAAGCAGAUGACGGAGCCCGAGUUGCAGCAGCUGCGCCUGAAGAUCAACAGCCGCGAGCGCAAGCGCAUGCACGACCUCAACAUCGCCAUGGACGGCCUGCGGGAGGUCAUGCCGUACGCCCACGGCCCGUCAGUGCGCAAGCUGUCCAAGAUCGCCACGCUGCUGUUGGCGCGCAACUACAUCCUGAUGCUCACCAACUCGCUGGAGGAGAUGAAGCGUCUGGUGAGCGAGAUCUACGGCGGUCACCACGGGGGCUUCCACCCCUCGGCCUGCGGCGGCCUGGCACACUCCGCUCCGCUGCCCGCGGCCACCACGCACCCCGCCGCCGCCGCCGCCCACGCCGCGCAUCACCCCGCGGUCCAUCACCCCAUCCUUCCUCCCGCCGCCGCCGCCGCCGCCGCGGCCGCCGCCGCCGCCGCCGUCUCCAGCGCUUCCCUGCCCGGCUCGGGGCUGUCUUCGGUCGGCUCCAUCCGACCUCCGCACGGGCUGCUGAAGUCUCCGUCGGCGGCCGGGGCCACCCCGCUGGGGGCCGGGAGCGGCGGCGGCGGCGGCGGCAGCGGCGGCUUCCAGCACUGGGGAGGCAUGCCUUGUCCCUGCAGCAUGUGCCAGGUGCCCCCGCCGCACCACCACGUGUCGGCCAUGGGGGCCGGCAGCCUGCCCAGGCUCACCUCCGACGCCAAGUGAGCCGGGACCGGGGGGGUUGGGGGGGCGCAUUCAGGCGAUCCGGCGGGGAGUGCACCCCCCGAGGGCAUCCGGGGUGCAGGGACUGGUAGCCCCGCCUGGGGCACUGGAGCUCGGUGGCCUGGAGGGACGCAGGAUCACGGGCUGGGACGAAGGGGAGGACGGGGAGGAAGGUAUCCGGGAAGCUGAACCAGCGGGGAGCGCACGGAAGACAGGGCGCGCUGGCUCGGGAGUCCUGGCUUUUACGCUUCCUCGGGACUGGCCCCGGGAAAGGGCCACUUUAUAAGCCCGGAGUCGCUGCGCGAAUCCUUCCCUGGAACGCCCUCGCUACCACGCUCAGGACAAGCCUAAAAUACGCUUUCCCCACGCGCACAGCCUGUCGCCCUCCGAGUCACCCGGACAGCACUCACUUCGUGGAGAGACCCGGGGCUGGGGCCUGAGGGGCUGGACUGGCUUCGGGACGGGUCGGGGACUGCCG
Jaculus jaculus (lesser Egyptian jerboa) is the source of this 1749-nucleotide messenger RNA. RefSeq names its product oligodendrocyte transcription factor 2 (gene Olig2). NCBI's taxonomy places the organism in Eukaryota, Metazoa, Chordata, Mammalia, Rodentia, Dipodidae. The coding region runs from base 294 to 1274 and encodes 326 amino acids. Gene Ontology annotation, biological process: regulation of DNA-templated transcription; oligodendrocyte differentiation; neuron differentiation. Gene Ontology annotation, molecular function: protein dimerization activity; DNA-binding transcription factor activity. The transcript has 2 exons. The record is from RefSeq and is a predicted model, not a curated record.